This is a messenger RNA of Prunus armeniaca (apricot), 843 nucleotides long. NCBI's taxonomy places the organism in Eukaryota, Viridiplantae, Streptophyta, Magnoliopsida, Rosales, Rosaceae. The record is from the annotation of a GenBank genome assembly.
AUGUCUGAGAAAUAUGACCAUCUUCAUGCUAAGAACGUCGAGCUCGAGCAUGACUACCGCACACUGAAGCGUAACUGGGAGAUGAAUCAGACCCAAGGCUCCCAACGCAGCCUACCCAGGUACCUGAGCGUACCCCAGCCAAACCAGCCGGAGCACUCCCACCACAAUGUCCCAACCCAGCCUAGGCCCAGCAAGGGUAAAGGCCCCCUCCAUCCGGAGACGACCAAGUCGCGGCUUCUCCGCAUCUCCCCGCCAAGGAACCGGCCUCAUGAACCAACAAAGGUCUACAGGGAUUGCAGGGACCGUAUCCUGGACCGUCAAACGGAACCCCCUCUUAUCUCUGUUAAUCUCCAAGACCCAAAGAUGACACACCUGGGCCCCCCGCCAAAGCCUACCCAACUACCCCUUGGAGAAGGUAUAGGGGACUCAGAGAACUGGGGGCCAGGGUUACUCAGAAGACUACGAGUCUUAUCACACCGAGGCGUUCGAAGAAUUCUACCCAGCCCAUGGCCACCCACACACCAGACCCCCAGCACCCGAGACUCUCCCUCAUACCGACCCGGCAAUGAGGCUUCUCUUCGAGAAAGUCCGGCGCCUGGAGAGCGAACAUCAGCGCAACCACCAACCCUCUCUGGGCAAAGCCACGACCUGGGCCCUUUACCGAACGCAUCCUUAAUUACCACCAGGAGAAGGACAUCCAGCCACUCCGCAUUGCCUUCUACACUGGCACAGAGGAUCCUCUCACCCACAUACAUUCUUUCCAGUCUGCCCUGGGGUGCAAGGGCCUCACUGACGAAGGCAUGUGUCUCCUCUUCCCUUCCACUCUCAGUGGCGCGGCCCUGA